Epinephelus fuscoguttatus (brown-marbled grouper) is the source of this 3423-nucleotide messenger RNA. It is a transcript of the gene dtd1, whose product is annotated as D-aminoacyl-tRNA deacylase 1. The transcript is spliced from 6 exons. Gene Ontology annotation, cellular component: cytoplasm. Gene Ontology annotation, biological process: tRNA metabolic process. Gene Ontology annotation, molecular function: D-tyrosyl-tRNA(Tyr) deacylase activity. Lineage: Eukaryota; Metazoa; Chordata; Actinopteri; Perciformes; Serranidae. The record is from RefSeq and is a predicted model, not a curated record. Bases 82 to 705 code for a protein of 207 amino acids.
CGCCGCUAGAGGGCGACAACGUGCCGUGACGCUGCAGGACUGGAAGUUGAGAGAGCGCGUGCCCCCAACACAACCAAAACAAUGAAAGCUAUCAUUCAGAGGGUCACCAAGGCGACUGUGACAGUGGGAGAGGAGCAGAUCAGCUCGAUAGGACGAGGACUGUGUGUGCUGCUGGGUAUAUCUGUGGAGGACACCCAGAAGGAUGCUGAGUACAUGGUACGCAAGAUCCUGAACCUGCGGCUGUUUGAGGACGAGAAUGGGCGAGCAUGGAGCAAAAGUGUCAUGGAGAGGGACUUUGAGGUGCUGUGUGUGAGCCAGUUCACACUGCAGUGUAUACUGAAAGGCAACAAGCCAGACUUCCACUCAGCCAUGCCUGCAGAGUUGGCCCAGCCCUUCUACAACAGCAUCCUGGAGAACAUGAGGAGUACCUACAAGCCAGAGCUCAUCAAGGACGGGGAGUUUGGAGCCUACAUGCAGGUCCACAUUCAAAACGACGGACCUGUUACCAUUGAACUGGUGUCUCCUACUGGCCCCACAGACCCCAGACAGCUGUCAAAGCAGGAGAAGCAGCAGCAGAGGAAAGAGAAGACCCGCUCCAAGGGUCCCUCGGAGUCGAGCAGGGAAAAAGGCGCUCUACGUUCCAGACAGGACCCCAACGCCAGUAGUGGAGCUGAUGGUGACGUGUCAUCAGAGAGGGAGCCCUAGGUCAUCAGGAUGUCAAACAGGGGACAGAACAGUGAGCCCAGUUUCCUCAGGAAGGCCUUAAUCCUCAGUGACUGUUACACCGGAUCGUGGACUGUCCUCCUUCCUUUGGGAAUCAGCAGGAUUCUUUUUGCCUGUCGCAGAGCAUCAUCCCCUUGCUGGUGUCCUUGGCUUCUCUCCUCCAGAAUCAGACAGGACUGGCUUGGUGUAAAGUCUAGCAAAGUACAGUAAAUAAGCAAAGUCUAACCAAAAGACAGUGCCCAGUUUUCUUAGAUUGAUGAGGGGAGAUUGAACAAGGGUGCAUAGGAAGGGAGCAGACAUCAGCAGCUCUGUGUUGUGUGGCAGAGCAGCUUUCUGUGCUCUCUUACUGUCUUUUUCUUACAGCCUCUCCGUGUUUCUACCUCCAUCUAGCUCUGCCUCUGUCUCUGUCUGUCUUUCUCUUUCAGAGUCUCCCCUGCCCGUCUCACUCUCAGUCCGCCGUCCCCACUUAAUCUCUGCUUAGAGACAUGGCACCAACCCUGGAGUAUAACUCAGCUCCAAGUCCUUGGCUUAUGGUACAGGCACAAGAACAUCAGGACAGUGAUAUCAGUUACAUCAGAACAUCAGUAACAGCCAUAUGACUGCCACAUCUAUUGCACCCGUGACACCUCAAAAUUGAUAUACAGUCGUUUCAUGUAUAAAGUGUAUCUUUAAAGGUUAUUGUACCUAUUUCGAUGGACUGUUUUAAAGGUUCUGUAUGUGACAUUCAGGGCAUUAGUAUAGCAGCAAACCACUAUAGAAUAAAGUCACGCUACCUCUGUGUGUGUUUUAAUCCGAGCUUCUCUGUGGUUUGCUGUGGUAAGCCCGUCCGGCUGCACAUGCAUGUUGGUGCAUGUCUGUUUCCUACUGGCUAGUUCAUUGCCUUGCUUUACACUGCACUUAUGUGGCGUUUACCACUGAUAUCAGGCUGGCAUCGCUGCGGAAGCUUUGACACCAAUAGUUCUGUCAGCAUUGUUGUUGUUUAGCAUUGUUUAUGGAGCUAGCACCAUUAGCUUCCAGCCGCCGGCUCAGCCACCUCCAUGUUGAGAACCAUGUGCAGCUCAUAUGCUCUGAAUUUCGCAUUGAGCCCCUUCAAGGUCCAACUGAAACACAGAUCUGCUCUGUAAGUCUCUACAUAUCUAGCUUAGCAAACAAGCAUGCAUCUGUCAUGGAGUGAGGGCCAUGCUAACAUCAGUUAGCAGGCCAGCUAGUUAGCUGUUGUUGCUUAUAAACGUACCUGUAAAUGGAAACAUUGGACAGUUUGGAUGCAAAAUGCUGUUAUCUUUACUCGUCAAUACACUUGCCAACAAAAUAUUUGUCCUUAGCUAGUAACUAGGGUUACCAACAGAAGUUUGUUUGCAUUGUUUUCUCUGCGGUUGCUGCUCUGCCCACUCACUUGUGAAUCAAACACCUACACCGACUAAAGAAGCAUUUCUGAUGUACGUAUCUUACAUAUUUAAUUCCUUCAGUGUUUUAAAGAAUAUUGGCAGUGCAUUUAAAAAUCGCUCUAACAUGAAAGACCUUUGAUUGUCCUCAAGGUUUUAUCUUUCAUAUUUUACUUUUAGAUCUUUGCUUUAUUUUAGUUUAUACUUGGGGAUUUGAGCAUGUUUUUGGGGGUUUGUUAUGCUAUUUCUCUUACUCUUUGUGGUUACCAUGUUAUGUUCAUUUAGUAACUUUUACUGUACAGCACCUUGGUCAACUCUGGUUGUUUUUUAAAAGUGCUCUAUAAAUGAAUUUGAUUUAAUAUGAUUUGAUGAUGAUCUUAAAAACAUAUGAUAGUUGUGAUUUCAGUUGGACCUUAAAAAAGUAAAGACCUGAAUGUCUUUAGACAGUUGCCCCACCAGACCCUCACAGAAGAAAUGAUCGUUUUGACUGCAGGUAGUAUAGACUAUAUAUAAAGAUGGAGGACAUGACAGCUACUCAAAAGUGAAGCCAAAACGUCUUGAUCGCCCCCUGGUGGCUGGCUGCAGUAGAUGCCACAAACCCAGCCACCUCCAUGUUAGCGGACAGGACAUAGUCCAAACUGAGAGCUCAAAGUAGCGUCAAUUUUUUUUUCUAACGAUGGUUUCUGUCAUUUUAGGUCAUUCUUAUUGAGUUGAUUUAUGUUGAUUUAAGUGUUUGUCUUUCUGGUAAGUUUGGUUUUAAUUGGAUAUUUGAUGCUAUAAAAAGGGGGUUUGAUAUAUUUAUUGAUAGCUGUGUGUGUCAAUCGACAUGUUUGCGAGUGAGUUGGGCCAAUGGUGCUGAGUCAGGUGGGACCUCGAUACUGCGGCUUCACUUCCCGAUCACUACUGCUCAGACUCUGGCUCCAAAAGUGCAAGAUGGCACCACCUGUAUCCAGGAUAUUUUGGCUUCAUUUUUGUACAGUUGAAGGAAAUGGAGGUGCUUCUUCCAUCUUUAUAUACCGUCUGUGGAAGGGAGAGACAGUGCCACACUGCUCACUUCAGCUGUAGUCGAUUUAAUGUCUAGGAUCGAGUAGUUUCGUCUCUGUGACUACGAGUCAGUUUAUCUCACUUACAUGUACUUUGCCUCUGUGGAGAGGAGCCGGCUGUGCUUCGCCAUUGACACCAGAGUGGACGGGCGAACUCUGGCCUCACAAAAACACAUCUACUAUUUAUUAAUGUUUUUGAUUAUAACGCUGUCCUUCUGUCACAUGACAGAUCUGAAUGUAUUCCAUUUUAUAAAGAAUGUCAACAGAGAAAGUGA